CGAGGCGUGCAGGGGUGUUUUUGUGUGUGGUCCCUGUUAGUGAGAUCCCAGGCGGGAGCCGAGGAUCCGGCUGCCCGGGGGGAGGUGGGGUUGGCCCGCCAUGCGUUGGGAGCUGCGCCCUCGCGGGCCGGGGCCAGCGGCCCUGGCUGUGGCCUGGAAUCUGUGGGGGCCGCUCCGCCUUCCCUGUCGCCCGGGGUGGCGUGGGAUGACGAGGGGGCUUUUGGUGCGCCCGAUUACCGGGGCCAGUAACCAGUUGCAGAACUCGAGUAGCGGCCGGUAUCGGGACACAGUGCUGCUGCCCCAGACCACCUUCCCCAUGAAACUGCUGGGCCGCCAGCAGCCCGACACGGAGCUGGAGAUCCAGCAGAAAUGUGGAUUUUCAGAACUUUAUUCAUGGCAAAGAGAAAGAAAAGUUAAGACGGAAUUUUGUCUUCAUGAUGGACCUCCUUAUGCAAAUGGUGACCCUCACGUUGGACACGCUUUAAAUAAGAUUUUGAAAGAUAUAGCCAAUCGAUACCAUAUGAUGAGAGGUUCCAAAAUACAUUAUGUGCCCGGCUGGGAUUGUCAUGGGUUACCCAUUGAAAUAAAAGUAUUAUCAGAACUUGGUGGAAAAGCUCAGAAUCUUUCAGCUGUGGAAAUUAGAGAGAAAGCUAGAUCAUUUGCUAAAGCAGCAAUUGAGAAACAAAGAUCAGCCUUUAUUCGUUGGGGAGUAAUGGCAGAUUGGAAUAAUUGCUACUAUACCUUUGAUGGAAAAUAUGAGGCCAAACAGUUGAGAAUUUUCUACCAAAUGUAUGAUAAGGGCUUGAUUUAUCGAUCUUACAAACCUGUGUUUUGGUCUCCGUCAUCGAGGACCGCAUUAGCUGAAGCGGAACUUGAAUAUAAUCCCGAGCACGUCAGUCGCUCAAUAUAUGUAAAAUUCCCUUUCUUGAAGCCUUCUCCUAAGUUGGCAUCUCUUAUAGAUGGUUCAUCUCCUAUUAGUUUUAUAGUCUGGACCACACAGCCUUGGACAAUUCCAGCCAAUCAGGCUGUAUGUUAUAUGCCAGAUGCAAAGUAUGCUGUUGUGAAGUGUUCCGGAUCUGGAGACCUCUACAUCCUGGCUGCAGAUAAAGUAACGUCUGUUGCUUCGACUUUGAAAACAUCAUUUGAGGUUAUUUCGACAUUUUCAGGUGCAGAUUUGGAAAAUGGAACUUGUGCGCAUCCUUUAAUGCCUGAUAAAGUCUCUCCUCUUUUACCUGCAAAUCACGUGACCAUGACAAAAGGAACAGGGCUGGUUCACACAGCCCCGGCUCAUGGCAUGGAAGACUACAGCAUAGCUUCCCAGCACAACCUGCCCACGGAUUGUUUGGUGGAUGAAGAUGGGGUUUUCACAGCUGUGGCUGGUCCUGACCUUCACAACAAGGCCGUCCUUGAAGAGGGAACAGAUGUUGUUAUAAAGAUGCUUCAGGCUGCAAAGACUUUGUUGAAAGAGGAAAAGGUGGUACACAGCUAUCCCUAUGACUGGAGGACCAAGAAACCAGUGGUGAUUCGUGCCAGCAAGCAGUGGUUUGUCAAUAUCACCGAUCUGAAGGCUACAGCCAAGGACUUGUUAAAAAAAGUGAAUUUUAUUCCUGGAUCAGCCCUGAAUGCCAUGGUUGAAAUGAUGGACAGGCGGCCAUACUGGUGUAUAUCGAGGCAAAGAGUUUGGGGUGUUCCAAUUCCUGUGUUUCAUCAUAAGACAAAAGAUGAAUUCUUGAUCAACAGCCAAACCAUCGAGCACAUUAUUAAACUAGUGGAACAACAUGGCAGUGAUAUCUGGUGGACUCUUCCUCCUGAGCAGCUUCUGCCAAAGGAAGUCUUAUCUCAGGUCGGUGGUCCUGACGCCUUGGAGUAUGUGCCAGGUCAGGAUAUUCUGGACAUCUGGUUUGAUAGUGGAACUUCAUGGUCUUAUGUUCUUCCAGGUACUGACCAAAGAGCAGACUUGUACUUGGAAGGAAAAGACCAGCUUGGCGGCUGGUUUCAGUCAUCCUUGUUAACAAGUGUGGCAGCAAGGAAAAAAGCACCUUUUAAGACAGUGGUUGUUCAUGGGUUUACCCUUGGAGAAAAGGGAGAAAAGAUGUCCAAGUCUCUUGGGAACGUCAUUGAUCCUGACGUUGUCAUCAACGGAGGAGAAGAUCAAAGCACAGAGCCUCCUUAUGGUGCGGAUGUCCUUCGCUGGUGGGUGGCUGAGUCCAAUGUUUUCACUGAAGUGACCAUUAGUCCGUCUGUCCUCCAUGCUGCCAGAGAUGACAUCAGCAAGCUUCGGAAUACACUCCGCUUUCUUUUGGGAAAUGUGGCUGGUUUCAACCCAGAGACAGAUUCCAUCCCUGUUAACGAUAUGUACGUCAUAGACCAGUACAUGCUACACCUACUCCAGGACUUGGCCAACAAGAUUACCGAUUCAUAUAAACAGUACGAUUUUGGAAAAGUUGUUCGGCUAUUACGAGCCUUUUACACCAGAGAACUUUCAAACUUUUAUUUCAGCAUAAUCAAAGAUAGGCUUUAUUGUGAAAAUGCAAGUGAUCCCAAACGACGCUCCUGUCAGACGGCGCUGGCUGAAAUCUUGGAUGUAAUCGCUCGUUCGUUCGCUCCCAUCCUUCCUCACUUGGCUGAGGAGGUGUUCCAGCACAUGCCUUAUAGUAAAGAGCCCAAGAGUGUUUUCCGUACUGGGUGGAUUAACACAAGUUCAAUCUGGAAGAAGCCUGGGCUGGAGGAAGCCGUGGAGAGCGCGUGCGCCAUGAGAGAUGCGUUCCUGGGGAGCAUCCCUGGCAAAAAUGCCGCCGAGUACCAGGUUACCAUCGUCAUAGAGCCUGGGCUGCUCUUUGAGAUAAUAGAGAUGCUACAAGCAGAGGAGACUUCCAGCACCUCUCAGUUGAAUGAAUUAAUGAUGGCUUCCCAGACCACUUUACUCCCUCAGGAACCACUGGAGAUAGCUGCAGGUGUAACUGAGCUCAAAGGGACAUUCCUCAUCAACUUAGAAGGUGGUGAUAUUCGUGAAGAGUCUUCUUAUAAAGUACUUGUCGCGCCGACUACCAAAGAAAAAUGCCCUCGCUGUUGGAAGUACACAGCUGAGUCUUCAGACACACUCUGUCCCCGAUGCGCGGAAGUUGUUGGUGGAAAGUAGGGCCUCUCUGCUGUUGAGAGCUGUCCGAGCAAGACCCUCAACAGUACUGACGAGUUUACAUGGAUCAUUUACAACGUUGGAAAGAAAGCCAAGGCUUAAGUAGUGAGUGGAAGAGUAAAUGGUGGAGGAUGACAGUCAAAGUAAGAAUUCUACGAUUUUCCUGUAACUAGAUAGAAAAUAACGUGUAUAUGGACAUGCAGACACACACAUAUGCAGAGGGAUCGAUCUAUCCAUGAUGGACUCAUUCAGAACAGACACUGAAUAUGCUUGCCUUCCAAUGUGGCUUAACGGAAAAUGUUUUAUAUUUUAUAAGUCUUUUUGACUUAGUAUUUAAGUUCUAUAACGUCUAAAAAUAAAGGCAUUCUAGAAAAUUA
Molecule: messenger RNA, 3513 nt
Organism: Hipposideros armiger (great roundleaf bat)
Lineage: Eukaryota; Metazoa; Chordata; Mammalia; Chiroptera; Hipposideridae
Gene: IARS2
Product: isoleucyl-tRNA synthetase 2, mitochondrial
Exons: 23
Coding region: 101-3139 (1012 amino acids)
Biological process (GO): mitochondrial translation; isoleucyl-tRNA aminoacylation
Cellular component (GO): mitochondrion
Molecular function (GO): isoleucine-tRNA ligase activity; ATP binding; aminoacyl-tRNA deacylase activity
Source: RefSeq, a predicted model, not a curated record